This is a messenger RNA of Capronia coronata CBS 617.96, 573 nucleotides long. RefSeq names its product monothiol glutaredoxin. NCBI's taxonomy places the organism in Eukaryota, Fungi, Ascomycota, Eurotiomycetes, Chaetothyriales, Herpotrichiellaceae. The transcript is spliced from 3 exons. Bases 1 to 573 code for a protein of 190 amino acids. The record is from RefSeq and is a predicted model, not a curated record.
AUGUUCCAGCGAUCACUCCGGGCACCCGCCCUGCGCGGAGCCCUCGCCGCCCUGCGGCCGACCUCCACCUCAUACAGCCUCCUCCCACGAAUCGGCGCCUCGCUGUCGCAAACGAGACUACUCUCUAAUGAAGUACGAAAGGCGAUAGACAGGGCUGUAGCGUCGGCGCCGGUGGUAUUGUUCAUGAAAGGCACGCCGGAGACACCGCAGUGUGGGUUCAGUCGGACAUCGAUCCAGAUUCUGGGUCUGCAAGGCGUAGACCCGCGGAAGUUCACAGCUUUUAAUGUCCUGGAAGACGAAGAGCUGAGAAGUGGCAUCAAAGAAUACUCCGACUGGCCAACGAUUCCUCAGUUGUACGUCGACGGCGAAUUCGUUGGCGGCUGCGACAUCUUGAUCAAUAUGCACAAGGACGGCAGUCUGGCGGACCUUCUCUCGGCAAAGAAAGUCAUAGUGGAAGACGACGCCGAGCCCGAGCACGAGGACGUCGAGGGCCAGAAGGCCGAAGAGGCCCGCGAGACGACGGAACAAAGCACUGGUGGAAGGUCGAAAGAUGCGAAGGGGGAGAGCUCAUGA